AUGCUUCAACCAACACAAUCAAAUCUAGAAUUUUUUCUUGGUGUUGAUGUUAGCAAGUUUAAUUAUGCUUUUGAUGAACAUACAAAAUCCGUACGUCAAAUCUUUCGUCAAGCUGGUUAUGUUUCAAAUCCAAAUCAUGUUUUACAAGACAAAAAUAUAGCUCUGAGUAUCCAAAAUGCAAUGAAAAAGCGUGAUCAACGAUUACAACAAGAUGAAGAAUACUUUAAACAUAUGUGGCAACUUGUAAAAUAA
Rotaria sp. Silwood2 is the source of this 252-nucleotide messenger RNA. Lineage: Eukaryota; Metazoa; Rotifera; Eurotatoria; Philodinida; Philodinidae. The record is from the annotation of a GenBank genome assembly.